Cicer arietinum (chickpea) is the source of this 1191-nucleotide messenger RNA. RefSeq lists its product as uncharacterized. The record is from RefSeq and is a predicted model, not a curated record. Lineage: Eukaryota; Viridiplantae; Streptophyta; Magnoliopsida; Fabales; Fabaceae.
CAGAAACCAAAAUCUCAUCACUCCCUCUUCUCUCUCUCUUCCACAACCAAACCAACACAGUAUGAAAUCAGAUUCCGUUAAUUUCAGUCUCAAAAAACACUUCAGAUCAGAAAAUGGUGAAGUUAGCAUCAGCUAGGGACUUUCGUACAUAUGGGCCGGGCCUCAGUAGAAACCGCUACGAGUAUAUCAACGCAGGCCUUUAUCUUUUUGCAACCGUCAUCCUUUGUUCGGGUUUCGCGGCCCAGUUUUCCCAUGAACCACGUUCGGGCCUUGUGCUUCUUCUUAUUGCUCUCGCCUUGAUCGUUGUAGUUAAUCUUCAUGACAUCCUCGCUCAUUUUGCUGGUAUUGAUUUUCGAUUAGCUUUGAUGUCCUUUGAUCUUCAACUCUUCUUCGUUGAGUUCGCUGUUCCUGUUGUUCAGAUCAUUGGGACGCUUCUUCUCUUUCUUGGACUUCUAUUCAUUUUAAUUCAGGAAGAGAAAGGAUAUGGGUAUGUGAAAUUGGAAAAGCAUGCUGUGAACAUGCUAGUUGCUGGUCCUGUAUUGUGGGUGGUUGGAUCGAUUCAUAAUUCAUGCCAAAUUUACGAGAGAGCAGAUGGUCAUGUUCAAAUAUUGCAGCAAUUUGUGUAUAUCCCUUUUUUGAUGGGUAGCUUAUCAUUCAUGCUUGGUGCAGUUCUUAAUUAUCGUCAACGAUCUAGAGUGAUUCACCACGGCAUCUACUUGCUUGGUGGAACUUGGAUUUGGCUAGGCAUAUUUGGAAGCCUAAUGUUUUUUAUUGGUGGGUUGACAAAUUUGAUAAAAGUGUUCAAGAUGCAACAAAUGAAUGGAACAAUGAGGUUGGAGAAACUGCGAGGUGGAGCACAAGAGAGGCUCAUAAGUGCUAGAGAAGGAAGGGUUCCCCUGAUUUUGGAUCAUCAUCAUCAUCAUCAACCCAUAAUUAACCGUCCAGAAGAUACCAAAGUUGAUAUAUCCCUUCCUACUCCUUAUAAGGAUGUCCUUAUUGGUCAGACUACAUCAUCAUGAUCAUGAUAUUUUCAGUGUUAAUUAAUUUGUUCACAUCUUAUUAUAAUUCUUCUUAGUUACAACUGUUUUGCUUUACAUAUAUGUUGAUACUAGUAAUUGAGAUUCAAAGUUUCAAAACAAGUAGAUACCUAUUUUCUCUAGCUUUAAAUAUAAAUAAUUGUUUUUUUUUUUA